AUGUAUAUUGACAAUAUAUCUCUCCUUUACGUUAUUGACGAAGCAACUCGCUUCCAAUCCGGCCGAUGGUUGAAAGAUAUCAGUGCUAAACACACCUGGGAUAUACUGCGAAUGUGCUGGAUUGAUACCUACCUAGGCCCUCCAGACUUGAUCACACAUGACGCCGGAAAGAACUUUGUGAGCAAGGAAUUCAAGACCUAUACAAAAACAAUGAAUAUUAGCACAAGAAGUAUUCCCAUUGAAGUACACAACUCGAUAGGCAUGAUUGAAAGAUACUAUAGCCUACUGCGCCGAGCCUACCAGAUUAUCAUUGCUGAGAUCCCUGAUAUUGACAAAGAGAUCGCCCUUCAAAUGGCUUUUAAAGCUAUUAACGAUUCCGCGGGACCUGGAGGCUUGGUUCCUAUCCUACUGGUAUUCGGCGCAUAUCCUCGCAUGGUUGAUUCAGAUGCACCUUCGUUAUCAACUUCCCAGCGGGCUGCAGCUAUCAGAAAAGCCAUAGCAGAGAUCAAGAAACUUAGAGCAGAGCGCCAACUGGCUGAUACAUUAAAUAUGAGAAACGGCCUAUGCAUUACGGCUGUACAUGACUUGCUACCAAGCUCGCCUGUCCUUGUCUGGCAAGAAGGAAACGGAGGAAAAACAGGCAGCUAG
This is a messenger RNA of Aspergillus affinis, 648 nucleotides long. RefSeq lists its product as uncharacterized. NCBI's taxonomy places the organism in Eukaryota, Fungi, Ascomycota, Eurotiomycetes, Eurotiales, Aspergillaceae. The transcript has a single exon. Gene Ontology annotation, biological process: DNA integration. The record is from RefSeq and is a predicted model, not a curated record. Bases 1 to 648 code for a protein of 215 amino acids. Gene Ontology annotation, molecular function: nucleic acid binding.